GUAUGCUAAAAUACGCCAACCCUCUUAUCCUGCACCCGCUCCACACAAGCACACUCUCUAUUGCUCUGUUUUAUUGUAGUGAGAUUUGUCAUUUCAUCACAUGAAUGCAGAGAGAGGUUUCCCCUAGAGAUUAGGGGCUUGUUUUGUCUGGGACCAAUGGGUUAACGAAGUACGAUCUUAAAGUUGGAGAGAUUCAAAGGUUAGGUGCAGCCUGGCUGGCUUUGCUUCUUAUUUGAGUGUGAUUACGUGAGGCUUUGUCUUUCUGAAGUGGGUUUGCUCUCAGAGGAUCUGUGUUGGGUUUUCUACUAGCUAAGCUUUUGGUGUGGAAUUUCUUCAGACCAGUUUCCAUGGCUGGGACCAACGAAGUCAACGUUAAUGAAUCCAGGACGGUGGUUCCAUUGAAUACAUGGGUCCUCAUCUCCAAUUUCAAGUUGUCUUACAAUCUUCUUCGUCGGCCUGAUGGGACUUUUAACCGUCACUUGGCAGAAUUCCUUGAUCGGAAAGUGCCAGCCAAUGCAAAACCAGUUGAUGGGGUUGUCUCAUUUGAUGUCAUCAUUGACCGUGAAACGGGCCUGCUUACUCGAAUCUAUCAACCAGCCAAUGCUGAAGAAUCUGUGCUGAAUAUUCUUAAUCUUGACAAACCUGUGAGCAAUGAGGUUUUGCCUGUCAUCAUUUUCUUCCAUGGUGGAAGCUUUGCGCACUCCUCUGCUAACAGUGGCAUAUAUGAUAUUCUGUGCCGCCGACUAGUUGGUAUUUGCAAGGCUGUAGUGGUCUCUGUAAAUUACCGCCGGGCACCUGAAAAUCGUUUUCCUUGUGCCUAUGAUGAUGGAUGGACAGCCCUGCAGUGGGUCGACUCUAGAUCGUGGCUUAAAAGUACAAAGGACUCAAAAGUUCAUAUAUAUCUUGCUGGUGAUAGCUCUGGUGGGAACAUUGUACACAAUGUUGCUUUAAGAGCAGUAGAAUCUGGAAUUGAUGUAUUGGGAAAUAUACUGCUCAACCCAAUGUUUGGUGGGCAGGAGAGAACUGAAUCUGAGAAGCGAUUGGACGGGAAAUACUUUGUCACCAUCCAAGACCGGGACUGGUAUUGGAGAGCUUUUCUCCCUGAAGGGGAAGACAGGGACCACCCGGCAUGUAACCCAUUUGGUCCAAGGGGUAAUAACCUUGAAGCUAUCAAGUUCCCAAAGAGCCUUGUCGUGGUGGCUGGUUUGGAUCUUGUUCAGGACUGGCAAUUGGCUUAUGCUAAAGGGCUUGAGAAGGCUGGCAAAAACAUCAAACUUAUGUAUCUUGAGCAGGCCACAAUUGGUUUCUACUUGCUGCCAAAUAAUGACCAUUUCUACACCGUGAUGGAUGAGAUAAGUAAAUUUGUGUGUUCCAACUGUUAAUAGAAUUGACUUUCAUCGCGUGCGGUGAUAUAUAACCUAAGCUUGACAUUUCACCCGGAAUAAUGAAGGGUUUGUUUGCAGUACGUAAGAUUGUGUAGCUAUAGUGAUUAUUACUAUUGUAUUGAUAAUUGUGGUACUAAAAGAUCCUGCUGGGGUCUGGUUCUUGUCUGAGGAGGACUAGGCUUGGUUGUUGGAUGCAAAGGUAUAUGUGGAUCUGCAUAUAGCUGGAUCAGCAUGUUUUGUUCUGGUGCAAAUCGGAGCUUCUGAAAAUUUGGUAUUUUGGUUAGAUAAAGCUUUGCAGACAGCAGGAUCGAUUAACCAAGGUUAGCAGUCCCACAACACUUCCAGAUUUGAGGAUUCCGACUACUGGCCACAAUGAAGAGGAAGACACUCAGGAUUGUUGGUGUAACACCGACAUCCAGUGACUGAUCCAUGAGUCAGUGACUUGCUAAUGUUAUGUUAUAUAUAGCUAAUUCGGAACAUGGAUGGAAAAUCAUCCUCCAUGGUAUUGUUGUCAUGUAUUAUUGUGUAUACUUAUGUCCUAGAUUAUAUAAAAUGGUUGUGUAUUGGCUGUUGCCUUUGUUGUUU
Messenger RNA from Prunus avium (sweet cherry), 1970 nucleotides. RefSeq names its product gibberellin receptor GID1C. Gene Ontology annotation, molecular function: gibberellin binding; hydrolase activity. Gene Ontology annotation, cellular component: cytoplasm; nucleus. Gene Ontology annotation, biological process: floral organ morphogenesis; positive regulation of gibberellic acid mediated signaling pathway; raffinose family oligosaccharide biosynthetic process. The record is from RefSeq and is a predicted model, not a curated record. NCBI's taxonomy places the organism in Eukaryota, Viridiplantae, Streptophyta, Magnoliopsida, Rosales, Rosaceae.